This is a messenger RNA of Labeo rohita (rohu), 4055 nucleotides long. RefSeq names its product E3 SUMO-protein ligase RanBP2-like. The transcript has a single exon. Gene Ontology annotation, molecular function: GTPase activator activity. Gene Ontology annotation, biological process: intracellular transport. Gene Ontology annotation, cellular component: cytoplasm; nuclear pore. The record is from RefSeq and is a predicted model, not a curated record. The coding region runs from base 1201 to 1983 and encodes 260 amino acids. Lineage: Eukaryota; Metazoa; Chordata; Actinopteri; Cypriniformes; Cyprinidae.
UCUGUAAAGAAUUUUACAGUAAAAAAAUAUGGUAGCAACGUUUUACGGUUUUCACUUAAAUUUACAGGUAAAUACCAUAAUUUCAUUAACUGAUAUAAUUUUGAUUUACCAACCUAUUGAAGUAUUGAAAUCUGUUUUGUAAGUUUGUAAUACACUAAUAACCACCAAAAGCAGGUGGUAAUAGAAAGUCACAUGAUGAACCAAAGCCCAUCGCAAGCAGCUUUUUACCCUUUGGGGUCAGAGGGUGUUUUGGGGCCCUGAAGAAGUUUUGACAUGCCCUGACAUUUGUGCUUUUUUUCAAUAUCUUAAAAACAUAUUAAUGGCUAAAGUCUGAUUACAUUGUAAUCAGCACAAACUGGGCUACAGUAAUAUGCAAGCAACAUUAAUGUACAUGUUUGUGUUUUUGAGAAAACAAUGUUUAUGCGUGGUUAGUAAAAAACUAAAUUUUUUUUAAAGUCACUGAAAUAAGGCCAUGAAACACAUACAGAACAUUUGUUCACAAGACUUUUGAGGAUGUGGUAGGCUAGAGUUUUUCCUACAAAAUGAUGUGAAAAUCAUCUCGCUCACUCGUUCAGAGAAAACAAUAUAUUGAUGUAAAUUUUCUAAGACAUGUCUUGUGAUCGAAAGGGAAUAUGCGAGGGAGUGACAACGGCCAUGGAUAUUUAGCAAUUCACACCUGAGAGACAAAAUUUGACAUUAUAGAAGGUGCACAGUCACGGUAACACACGUGAAUCUGAAAUAAUGCAAUAAACAUUAAUUUAACAACAUUAGAUGUAACAUACAACCCUAAUGUACAAAACUGCUAAGAAAAAACUAAGAAGAAAGAGUUACUUCAACAAAAAAACAUCAAAUUAAAAAAAAUGUAACACAGCGAAUUCUGAGAAUGUCAAGUUACGGUUAUCACUGUAAAUUUUGCAGUCUUUUACCAUUAACCAUUUAACAGGUAUUUACUGUAGCAUUUUUACAGUUUUUUACUGUUAAAUUCACUGUCAUUUUUACAGUGUACUUUAUAAAGACAAUGCAACAAAUGUGUUUUUUUGACUUUGAAAAUGUCACAUUUUCUCAGUGGAACAGCUUUAGAACUGAGAGGAAGCACAUAAGGACUAUGCCAACUCCUCUGUGCAUGAUACCCCUUCGCAGCCAGAUCCAAUAUUCUGCUUUGGCGAAUCAACCACAGGCUUUAGUUUCAGUUUUCAGCCUAUGCUCAGUCCCUCUAAGUCUCCAUCAAAGCUUAACCAGAGUCAGGCUUUUGUUGGCACAGAUAAUCAACGAGAAGCAUUGCAGGAAGAAAAGCUAGAUGGUCCGUACUUUGUGCCUGUUGUGCCACUGCCUGAUCUUGUUGAGGUCUCAACAGGAGAGGAGAAUGAACAAGUCCUUUUCAGUCACCGGGCCAAAUUAUACCGCUAUGAUAAAGAUCUUAGUCAGUGGAAAGAAAGAGGUAUAGGAAACCUUAAAAUACUACAACACUAUGAAACAAAGCGUGUCAGACUCGUGAUGAGACGGGACCAGGUCCUCAAACUGUGUGCAAACCAUUGGAUUGCUGCAGAUAUGAAGCUUGAGCCCAUGAAUGAAGCCGAGAAAGCGUGGAUCUGGAGUGCCUUUGAUUUUGCUGAAGGGCAGGGCAAGGUGGAACAGUUAGCAAUCCGAUUUAAACUUCAGGAAACUGCAAAUGCUUUCAAAGAAGUCUUCGAAGAGGCAAAGACUGCACAGGAAAAAGACACUCUACUCACCCCAUUUUCUGCAAGAGUACCUUGCUCCACCCAAGACAUGCUUUGUGGCAAGUCUGGGGCAAAGCUUGGCAUUCAAAGCACUGUGGUCUCUCCUCCUAAGUUUGCUUUUGGAUCAGACUCUGUGCAGAAAAUCUUUGGAAGCCCUUCACCAUCAAGAGAAAAAUCUUAUAUAAAAAAUAAAAUUGUACCUCUUUGUUUAGCUCAUGGCUGUCCAACCCUGCUCCAAACACACUUGCCUGCAGUUCUCAAGUAGUCCUAAAGAUUAUGAUUAACUGGUUCAGGUGUGUUUAGCCAAGACUGGAGUUAAACACAUCUCUGAUUUAAGUUCUAGAUAUUUUUUGAGGACAUUCUUUACAUUAAUCGUCUUAUUGUGCAGUUUAUUGGUGUAUGUUGCCUCUGAAAUUUACAGCCGGUGUCAUUUAAGCCCAUAUUUCUGUCGUAUAGAAACUGAUUUUCAUUCAAUCAGUUAGUAAGAUGGAUUUAUCCUGAUCUUGGCGGCACACAGUGGUUUCUGUAUGAGAAACCAAAAGGAGAUUCAGCGAGAAGUGUUUGUUGAAUAUUCACUUUUGAGUGUUAUCAAUAAUUCUGUAUACUGCAGUAAAUAUAUUGGCAGCAGAAGUAAAUAUAAUAGAAACCAAAGUCAUCAUUCACUCAUUUUCCCCAUCAGCAUGUAACUCAACUCUUUUUCACAUAUUCAAACAUGGCUCAAUGUGAUUACCUGUGAGAGUCGGUACUGAGGUCUGAAGAGCUGACUGAUGCCAUGCAGUGUAUUUCUGAUGAGUGUGACGUAUGAGAUCUGCAGAUGCAUCAUCACACUGAGUGAUAGACAGCAUGAGUGUUUGCAUGUGUGUGUCUGUAGAGUCACUGAUUUCAUGUUGGGUGUGAAAUGCGUGUUGACCGAUGAAACAGUCAGAGUGCUUUUGUUUGUCUGCUACAUGCUUUGACACUUGUUGGUUUUACAUGACUCUUAAUUGCUUCUAAAAACAGUGCUCAACCAGAGGUGAGCGGAUCAAGAGAUAGUUCAUGCAAACAUGAAGAGUCAGUCUUGUUCUUCCAAAUGAGAGAUCAAGUCAGGUUUUUAUUUUCCAAGUACACUGUAAAAAAAAAAAUCUGUAAAGAAUUUUACAGUAAAAAAAUAUGGUAGCAACGUUUUACGGUUUUCACUUAAAUUUACAGGUAAAUACCAUAAUUUCAUUAACUGAUAUAAUUUUGAUUUACCAACCUAUUGAAGUAUUGAAAUCUGUUUUGUAAGUUUGUAAUACACUAAUAACCACCAAAAGCAGGUGGUAAUAGAAAGUCACAUGAUGAACCAAAGCCCAUCGCAAGCAGCUUUUUACCCUUUGGGGUCAGAGGGUGUUUUGGGGCCCUGAAGAAGUUUUGACAUGCCCUGACAUUUGUGCUUUUUUUCAAUAUCUUAAAAACAUAUUAAUGGCUAAAGUCUGAUUACAUUGUAAUCAGCACAAACUGGGCUACAGUAAUAUGCAAGCAACAUUAAUGUACAUGUUUGUGUUUUUGAGAAAACAAUGUUUAUGCGUGGUUAGUAAAAAACUAAAUUUUUUUUAAAGUCACUGAAAUAAGGCCAUGAAACACAUACAGAACAUUUGUUCACAAGACUUUUGAGGAUGUGGUAGGCUAGAGUUUUUCCUACAAAAUGAUGUGAAAAUCAUCUCGCUCACUCGUUCAGAGAAAACAAUAUAUUGAUGUAAAUUUUCUAAGACAUGUCUUGUGAUCGAAAGGGAAUAUGCGAGGGAGUGACAACGGCCAUGGAUAUUUAGCAAUUCACACCUGAGAGACAAAAUUUGACAUUAUAGAAGGUGCACAGUCACGGUAACACACGUGAAUCUGAAAUAAUGCAAUAAACAUUAAUUUAACAACAUUAGAUGUAACAUACAACCCUAAUGUACAAAACUGCUAAGAAAAAACUAAGAAGAAAGAGUUACUUCAACAAAAAAACAUCAAAUUAAAAAAAAUGUAACACAGCGAAUUCUGAGAAUGUCAAGUUACGGUUAUCACUGUAAAUUUUGCAGUCUUUUACCAUUAACCAUUUAACAGGUUUUUACUGUAGCAUUUUUACAGUUUUUUACUGUUAAAUUCACUGUCAUUUUUACAGUGUACUUUAUAAAGACAAUGCAACAAAUGUGUUUUUUUGACUUUGAAAAUGUCACAUUUUCUCAGUGGAACAGCUUUAGAACUGAGAGGAAGCACAUAAGGACUAUGCCAACUCCUCUGUGCAUGAUACCCCUUCGCAGCCAGAUCCAAUAUUCUGCUUUGGCGAAUCAACCACAGGCUUUAGUUUCAGUUUUCAGCCUAUGCUCAGUCCCUCUA